AUGACCGUCUCACGAUCCCUCCCCCGCACCGGCUUCGGCCUCCUAGGCAUGACAUGGCGCCCCAAGGUCACUCCCGACGAGCAAGCCUUUGCCGCCAUGAAAGCUGCCAUCGCGGGUGGCGCCACCAUUUGGUCGAGCUCCUCCAUCUACGGCAUGGACCCGGAGCCUCCCACGACUGGGUUGUGGCUGCUGCGCCGAUACUUUGAGAAGUAUCCCGAAGACGCACCCAAGGUCCAGCUUUUCAUUCGCGCCUGUUUCGACCCCGUCACCUUCAAGCCGCAGACAACCCGGGCAGGUGUACGCGCCAGCUACGAAGCGUGCCAGGCCAUCCUCGGCAAGUUCAAGAAAAUCAACGUCUUUGGCCCUGCCCGCAUAGACAAGGAGGUGCCAGUUGAGGUGACCGUGGGCGCCCUAAAGGAACUCGUGGAGGAGGGCAAGAUCGAUGCCGUCGGCCUGUCAGAAGUCGGCGCCAGGACACUUCAUCGUGCAGCUGCUGUUUACCAGAUUAGCUUUGUUGAGAUCGAGUUUUCGCUGUGGAGCACUGACAUGCUCACCAAUGGCGUGGCGGAUGCGUGCAAGCAGCAUGGUAUUACGAUCCUCACGUACGCUCCGCUGGGCUAUGGUUUCCUGACGGGACAGGUCACCAAGCUAGAGGAUAUUCCCAAGGGCGACAACUUUGAUAAAAACCUCGAGCUGGUCGAUAAGGUUAAGCUUUUUGCCAAAGAGCGUGGCGUCACGCCGGCGCAAUUGGCCCUUGCCUGGAUCCGCUCGCACUCAAACCAGGGCAACUGUGGCAACAUGAUUCCCAUACCGGGAGCCACGGCUGCUUCGCGGGUGGAGGAAAACUGUGGCAUUAUAGAGCUGUCGGCAGCACAGAAGGCGGCACUGGACGCCAUUAUUGCGUCGAUCGAAGUUGUGGGAGAUCGUCAGAUCGUCGGAAUGAGCGAUGAGAUCCUCUGGACGUAA
Aspergillus bombycis is the source of this 966-nucleotide messenger RNA. Its product is annotated as aldo/keto reductase family protein. Lineage: Eukaryota; Fungi; Ascomycota; Eurotiomycetes; Eurotiales; Aspergillaceae. The coding region runs from base 1 to 966 and encodes 321 amino acids. The transcript has 2 exons. Gene Ontology annotation, cellular component: cytoplasm. The record is from RefSeq and is a predicted model, not a curated record.